Molecule: messenger RNA, 1968 nt
Organism: Talaromyces stipitatus ATCC 10500
Lineage: Eukaryota; Fungi; Ascomycota; Eurotiomycetes; Eurotiales; Trichocomaceae
Product: cysteine synthase, putative
Exons: 5
Coding region: 35-1372 (445 amino acids)
Cellular component (GO): cytoplasm
Molecular function (GO): cysteine synthase activity
Source: RefSeq, a predicted model, not a curated record
AGCAUUCCGAGGACAUCGUGAGCCAUUGGAUUGAAUGUUGGUUACAAUGGCUGACUCACGACAUAUCUACUUUGGAUCGUUUAUUGCCGGCGUUCUGGUCACAGCAGCUUUGACCGAGAUAUAUCAUCGCUACCAGCAGUCCCAGACGUCUUCCGAGACAAGCAAGAAAUCAGGUUUUAAAACAGUCAAUCCAGACGACGAGAAACUGUUGUCAUCUGUGCGCCAUGGCCCUCCAGCCAUAGUAGAUGGUGUUGAAGGGUGCAUUGGCAAUACUCCACUAUUUCGAAUCAAGUCUCUAUCCGAGGAGACCGGGUGCGAGAUUCUCGCAAAGGCCGAAUUCUUGAAUGGAGCAGGUGGUAGUCCCAAAGAUAGAGUUGCAUUGAGCAUGAUCGAGACUGCUGAAAGAGAAGGAUCUUUACGCCCACAUUCAGGAGAUGUAAUCUACGAAGGAACUUCUGGUUCAACCGGUAUAUCUUUAGCGACACUUGCUCGUGCCCGUGGCUACCUUGCCCAUAUUUGCAUGCCCUCCGACCAAGCAAUGGAAAAAUCAGAUCUUCUUCUCAAACUCGGCGCCGUCGUAGACCGCGUCCCACCAGCACCCAUCGUAGAACAAGGAAACUUCGUCAACCGAGCUCGAAAUCUAGCUCGAGAGCGGACUGCUUCAAGCAAUAAUACACCAAAUAAACUCUCAUCUACAAGCGGUACUCAAUUAACGACUACGGAUCCUACCACUGAACCGGGAGCUGCUACAGGGAGGGGAUUUUUCACUGAUCAGUUUGAGAAUGCGGCUAACUAUGCGGCGCAUUUUAAUGGUACGGGGCCUGAGAUUUAUGCUCAAUGUGGUGGUAAACUGGAUGCCUUUGUUGCUGGUGCGGGUACGGGGGGAACUAUUUCUGGUGUCGCGCUGUUUUUGAAGCCGAGGUUGCCUGAUAUCAAGAUUAUUCUUGCCGAUCCGCAGGGAAGUGGGUUGUAUAAUCGCGUUCGGUAUGGUGUCAUGUUUGAUAUCAAGGAGCGCGAAGGUACGAGACGGAGGCCACAAGUUGAUACGAUUGUCGAAGGCAUCGGAAUCAAUCGACAGACGGCCAAUUUUGAAGCUGGACGGGAAUUGAUUGACGAUGCCAUAAGAGUUACAGAUGCACAGGCGAUGGCUAUGGCGCGGUGGUUAGUGGAGAAAGAUGGAAUUUUUAUGGGAAGUAGCAGUGCGGUUAACUGUUUUGCGGCUGUAAAGACUGCUUUAAAACUUGGCCCGGGACACUGUAUUGUGACGGUUCUGACUGAUACCGGCGCAAGACACCUUUCCAAGUUCUGGGCCAUGGCUGGAGACGUGGGUGGUACGACUGAUACGAAAUUGGAGGAUGUGCUCAACGCUUGAAACUACCAUUCAACCUAAUGACACAACUAGUUAUAGAAGUGAAGCUGCAAUGACUUCGUUAUAUGGCAUUGAGAUAGCUAUCAAUAAUACUUGCGCGGAGAAACCGAGCUCUUUCUUGGUGAUGUUUUCUUUGGAGAUACCUUAUUGGGCGAUACUAGGCCGGUCUCACGGGGUCUCACGCCAAUAGCUGAAAUGCUCGACCAGUCGUUAUCCAACUCUUCUUCAGAAAAGUCCUCCAAAUCAUUGUUCGACAUAACAUCGCCCGUUCCCAAGACGGAUUCAAUCUUAUCCGGAUGCGACGACUGUGAAUAUUCUCGCUCUGUUGUCGGCAUCUCAAUCACUUCCCCAUCAUCCUCCAGAUUAUUGUUCGACACAACGUCGUCUGCUUUUAAGGCAGGGUCAGUACCAUCCGAGUGCGGCGCCUGUGAUUGUUCUCGCUCUGUCGCCGGCAGUUCAGUCACUUCGUCAUCCUCCUCAAUCUUUUCCUUCGGUUCAUCUACUAUCCUCUCACUCCAUAUUCGUAUCAUUUGCUUCUCAAUCUCCCUCCUUGAUCGAUGAGGUAACUUCAUCUGGAUAUCCCGCCACCAGAUACCGGA